AUGGUGUAUUGUUAUGCUUUUGGCUGUACGCAUCGCACAGGGGCCAGACAGGCUUGUGGACUCUACAGGUUUCCGACUAAUGACAAGGACAGAAAGAAAUGGAUUGACAGAUGCAGACGGGCAGACAGGCAAUAUAACAGCAACGACCGGAUAUGUAGCUGUCAUUUUGUUGAUGGGAAGAAGGAGAAUGGUCCAACCAUCUUCAGCUUCAGUAAAGAUGUUGGCAGCUUUCCAGACCUGCCAACCCCAACAAGCAACCAUGACCAUAGCUACAUAAAGCAGCCAUUGUCAGAAAUGGAUGAUAUGGAAGGUUCUACAGCGUGUUCAAAAUCUGUUCCACAGCUGGAGGAGCAGAUUGCAGAGUUAGAGAAUGAAAUCAAAACUCUUAAACUGUCGAAACCAAGACUGACGCUGCAAGAUAUAAUUCAUGAUACAGAUAAAAUGCUGUUGUACACGUCAUUCCCAACAGAUGUUUUUCAAGUGCUGGCGAGCAUGGUUCAGAGGAUGGCCCCAUUCAACUAUUAUGCUGGUUGGACUGUCACAUGCUUUAGCAUUCAGGAUCAAUUUCUGAUGGCUUUGAUGAAACUAAGGUUGAAUUGUAAGGACCUAGAUUUAGCUGUCCGGUUCAAUACCAGCAGGGCAACUGUGUCUAACGUUAUAAACACCUACAUAUCUGUAUUGCAUGAAAUACUACAUGAUGGUGUUUUAAAGGCAGUAGGAAUUCCAAGCCAGCUGAAAUGCAAAGGCUCCAUGCCAAAAUCAAUUGAAGAUUUCACCUCUGCUAGAAUCGCUAUGGAUGCUACAGAAAUCAUACAAGAUGUGCCAUCAGAUAUGAACAGUCAGUCGCUGUCUUACAGCAGCUACAAAAGCAGACACACUGUGAAGGCUGUAACCUGUGUUGCUCCAAAUGGUGCACUUGUUUACAGUUCAGAUUUAUACCCAGGUUCCACAUCCGAUGCUGCAAUUGUCGAACAUUGUCAUGUUCUAGACCAGCUUCAGCCUGGAGAUCUAAUUCUAGCAGACAAAGGAUUUAAUAUAUUUGAUAAACUUCCAGCUGGUGUUUCAUUAAAUAUUCCACCAUUUUUAUCCAGUAAAGGACAUUUUACUAAGGAAGAGGCUGAAUUGUGUUUCAAAAUAGGAAGAAGUAGAAUCCAUGUUGAAAGAGCAAACGAAAGAAUAAAAAAAUAUGAUAUUUUAAAUCAUAUUCCUGCUCAGUAUAGACAUAUGUCAACCAAAAUAUUUCAACUAUGUUGCUGUUUGGUUAACCAUCAGGCACCAUUAUUGAAGGAAAUUGCUGAUAAAUAUGAGAUUUUGGAGUGA
Mya arenaria is the source of this 1320-nucleotide messenger RNA. RefSeq lists its product as uncharacterized. The coding region runs from base 1 to 1320 and encodes 439 amino acids. The transcript is spliced from 5 exons. Lineage: Eukaryota; Metazoa; Mollusca; Bivalvia; Myida; Myidae. The record is from RefSeq and is a predicted model, not a curated record.